Messenger RNA from Mya arenaria, 9834 nucleotides. Its product is annotated as genetic suppressor element 1-like. Lineage: Eukaryota; Metazoa; Mollusca; Bivalvia; Myida; Myidae. The transcript is spliced from 15 exons. Bases 340 to 5529 code for a protein of 1729 amino acids. The record is from RefSeq and is a predicted model, not a curated record.
UUGACAUGCAGCUGUCCAAAAUGGCGACUUUCGGAGUCUUUCCCUCCAAAGAUGAUUUUUUUUUUAUGAAAUUUGACAAUUAAAGAUGGUCUUUCCAUGCAAACAUGUGAUUCAUAUCAUGAAUCCAUUACCUUUUGAACAUUACAUCGUACUGACACGUUGUCAAACCAGUAUGAUGUUCACAAACGAGUCAAACAUUACUAUUAACCUUUUGUUUCAUCCAAUAAUUCACGGCUGUUGAUUCAUUGUGCUAUAGGUUUGCUUAUAAACAACUUAAGCCAGCUUUUUUUCUACGUUAUGCGUAGUGGAUAUCAGAAGUAGAUAAUUAUUGCUGCAGUCAUGCCUGGAAGGAUGAUAUGUUUUGUAUGUGGAAGUCCGGGUGCGCAAACUUCAAUCAGAAUACGUCAACAUGAUCGGGAACCUUAUUUUCCAUUUCUUAUGCACCAUGAGCCACCAAAGGGUGCAAGGCUGGCAACAACAGAUGGGGUGGUGGAUAGCUGUGCUGUUUGUUACAUGUUUUUGACCCAACAGUGGGAAUCUUAUGAACGUUCCAAAACUCCAGCAGUGAAGAGGCUGUAUUGGUUAAAGCGCUCAGAUAAUGGCAGCUUUACUGGAGCAGAAAUGAGAAUCCAAGGUGAAUACAUUGCUCAAGUGAUGGGUCUUCAGUAUCCACCAGGCGCAGAUGACAGAUCUUCUCCUGAACCCAAACCUUCCCUUUCUGAUAGAGAAGUUUCCAAUCACAGUAACGCUAGUGCAGCUGCUAUGUUCUCACAUUAUAAUGAUGAAUCAAGAAAGAAAGCUCAUAAUGAGCCAUUCGAAAGGAAUUCUGUGCUUGACCUUUCAACAGCAAAAAGAAGUUCAGGUCAAGGGAAUAUGGAUGAACAAACAAAGAAGCCAGAAAAUGCUGUUUGUUAUAUUUGUGGGAAUACAUAUCCUCAUACAGUUUAUAACUAUUUAAAUGUGUUUGAUCAAGGAUCUGGGGAGCCUUAUUUUUCUGCCCUUGAAAGAGUAGAACCUUUUCCUGGUGCAGAAUAUAUGACGAGAAAGGGUCAAGUUAAAGGAUGUAAUCAUUGCAAGAAUGUUCUAUUUCAACAGUGGCAAGCUUUUGAAAUGUCCGGCACACCUUUAUCAAUGAGAAACUUUAAAAUAGGUCGUGAUCCUGAAAGGGUUGAAAGACCAGGUGAAAAUAAUGAUAAACAGGAACCUGAAAUAAAAACUGAAAAAUAUGCAGCAAAUGAAGACAGUUCUACUUAUCAUUGUUACAUUUGUGGUAACCCAUAUAUUGCUGACCAUGUUCGUCUUUUACACACUUCGCAACCAAAGGGCCCAAUGCUGAACUCUAUGUUUUUUCCCUUUGUGAGGGAACUAAAACGACCUUCUGGUGCGGAGCCACUUCGUUCAGAUGGAACAGUGAUAGUUUGCAUAAAAUGUUUUGGUCAUCUUAGUUGCCAGUGGGAAAAUCUGGAAAAGCAAAGUGUGCAUGUGUUUCAUAGGCAGUACUCAUUGAAGUUUUUAGAUGCCAUUCAGAGCCCAAGAAAACAAACAUCAAGCCCUGAUUCAGAAGAUGAAAACAUAGAACCUCUGAAUAUUCACAUAUCAAGUGCCAGUCCUGUUAUCACAUCUCUAAACAGUGAUCCAGGAUACUCUCAAGGUCUUUUGGCCAUUGCUCAAACCACUGAGUCUAGCCCUAGGCCAGUGUCAAGAAGCUCAAGUCUGUCUGUCAGCCCGGUGAAAGCAUUUGGCGGUUAUACAGAUUCUCGGUUGUCGGCAGUUACAGAUGCCAACGCUGUCACCAGUGUCAGUUUCAGACCUGUGCCUCAUCCUCUACAAAAGGUCACAGAAAUUCCGAACAGGGUCUGUUUCUUGUGUGCAGAAACGUGCCUCAUCUACAAAAUGAAACACAUUAGUUCAUACCCUAGUAGACACGAAGCAAAGCAUAACAAUUCUCAGGUAGAACCUUUCUUCCCAUUUCUUGCUAACUGUAACCCAGCUCAGGGUGCAGAUUCUUUGUCCGAUGAUGGGACGGUUGUUGUAUGUAAACUAUGCUACUACAAUUUACUCAAGCAGUGGACUGAUUACGAACGUUCCUCGGACCCAGCUGAUAGUAACCGGUGGUUAAGAAAGUACACGCUUCCGAACUACAUAUGCUAUGUUUGUGGAUCUGAAAAUGAGAGAAAAUUUAUGAGAAGCAUAGCAGUAAAGAACUUUGACUUCCUUCACGAGUUCAAAGCUCCUGGCGGUGCUAUGAUUAUCGACGAGGGUGAACGAGUGGUGGUUUGUAAGACCUGUGCGUAUAGUCUUAUGCAGCAGUUCACAGAGUAUGAUCGUAUGGGCGUGCCUCAGAAACUUCGGAAAUUCAACUGGAUCAAGACUCAGCACUAUGGGCUGGAGGACGAGAGACUUAACAACAAGGGUGCCUCUGCCAUAUCCCUACCCCCUUCAAAGGCCCAGACACCAGUGGCGGAUGGACCUAAGGUCAGAGGUGAUAGGGAGGAAGAGGGAGAAGAUGGGGACAGCAGGCAAGAGCAAGGUGGUUUGGGAUCAAAGCCUCCUCCACUGAACCUGAUGUCGCCAGCAGGUCCAAAACAGCAGCGAAACACUGCAACAGUGUCCCCACUACACCAUGUGCCCUCGCCGACAAACGGCGUCAACUCGUUGGGCGGAAACGUGGCCCUGAAUGCACGCUCGCAGUCUGGUUUUGCAGCGGCACUGAGGAAACUGGCCAAUCAGGCCAAAGAUUCUCCAGAUGAGGGUGUCAAGACAACGUCGUCUUCAAGCCCCCGUGCCACGAGCACAAAGAGUGGCCCUCCACCACUGAUGUACACUUCAACAACCUUGACUUCACCACCCGUGGUUACUAUAGCACCCACACAGUCACAUCCCAGUCUGAUGGCUAGUGACGCUAGACCGACCCUGGAGCGCUUGCACAGCAACUCUUCCAUGUUUGAGUCUUAUGGAGGCGGGAAACAUGAUCGUCCCCAGUCGUCUGCGUCCAGAGAGGAAGAUCGGUCAACAAGUCGUGACAACCACUCACAGUCAGCACGCAGGAUGACUCCUCACUCAAACCCUGGGGCUGGGUCCCCCCUGCUUGGGAGAGAGGAGGCAUCUGGGCGUGGUUUCCAGCCGUAUCGCCCCGGAGAUGACCUCAGACCUCCACUGUCCUCGUCCCUCGCCCUUGACCAGGCAGCAGCAGCUGCAGCUGCAGCUUACUCCUACCCAGCAGCGUUCAUGCCACAACAUGCAUUUCCACAUCCGGCAUUUAGAUUUGAUGACCCUCUUCUCCUUGAGCGGUACAGGAUGAUGCAGAGCCCGUAUCUCCCAUACGGCCAGGGAAUGAUGCCGCACCCUGGGCUUCACCCGCUACUCACUGCUGGAGCUCGCUACCCGACCGACAUGUUCCCGCCCCACUUCUCACCAUUCUCCCAGCCACCUGGGCGUAUGUCCGAACACCGGUCACCAUCCUUCAUGUCUGAGAGAGAGGAAAAGCAGCGGGAACUAGAAAGAGAACGGGAAAGGGAACGGGAAAAGGAGUUGGCUGCCCAGCGGGAGAGACAAAAACUUCUCGAGCGGGAGGCAGAAAAACAGCGAGAGCGUGAAAGACUAGCUCAUCGAGAAGGCAGGGGAGACAACUUAAUUAGUGGCAGGGACAAGCACGAUCAGGGUUCGAAGUAUGGCAGCAUUAUACAGGGAACGUCUAAGGGCCUGGGUAUUGCAGACCGGUACCCUCGUGUAUCGUCGUCUACCCAGAAUGCAUCAGCCAGGAAGGAUGAGCGGAGAUCUUCUAAAGAUGAAUACCCCUUCCUAGGAAACAGGCUACCCUCUCAAAAGAGCGGCACAGAGGAUGCUGAAAAGCGCUACUCAUUGGUCAACCCCCUCAGAGAGGGACAGAGGUCAAGGCCAAGAUCAGAAGAUGUCAGUGGGCGUGGCAACAAGUUACAUGACUCAGGAUUAUUCCGCCCCUUUGACAGUCAGCAGGCAUUGAACGGAUACGACCUUGAAGGGGAGAGAAUUGAUAAUCGUAACUCUGGAGGAAAAUUGGAAUCUCCUACCAAGCAUUCAGACUCACAUUCACGCGAUCAGAAGUUUGAAUCCAGGUAUAAGGAUGGUGAUUCAACAGCUUCUAGUGCAUUUCAAUCUGUUAGCAGUCGUGGGGAACAUAAUUCCAAUUCUCUGUUACAUUCUUCAGUCCCAAAACAAACAGUUAUCAGUGGUCAGUCUGUUUUCUCGGCUCCGCUAAAUGUCCCCUCGUACAGUUCAUCAUUUGUACAAUCAAGCGGAAGCUUAUCGAAAGAACCGAUAAUGAGCACAGAUGCUCUGCGUUCUGCGCAUAAUGAAUCUCAGUCAUCGUGUAUAAGUAAACUUGACCUGGAACAACGCCGUAAGAGCGACACUCAGAUGGAAAGGCCGCAGUGGAGUGAUAGCGAGUGUGACUCAAAUAGUGAACCGGACAAUCAGGAAAGAAAGCUUCUCAUCUCCUCAGGACCUCCGCUGAAACUCGAUACUUCACCGAAAAAGAUUAAACUUUUCUCUGAGCUUGGUCUUACAACUUAUUCUCAAAAAAAAGACGCAGACUUUGAAAAAUGGCGUAAAAGGCGGCGAAAAAUGAAGGAGCGAAGUGUUAGCCCGGUGUCUGUAGAGUCCGGUCCCCCUACUCCACUGAAGACCAUGUAUUCCGCAGAUGAUCUCUGCAGGGAACCAGACUUCAAGAAAAAAUGCCACUUCCUGUCUCAGAAUCUCAACCUAGAACCAUUGUCUUCUGACAGUAGGAAAGCUAAUCAUAUGAUCUUGAAAGCUAUAGAAGAGGAGAAGAGUCGUAGAUUUAUUACAAAUAUAGCAAAGAGUGAAAGUACUGACACCUUAAAUACCGUUGACACAACAAACGCUAGUUCUGACAAUACUAGAAUAACUGUGAAACGAAAAAUAGACAAUGAAAUAGACGAUGUGUUCAACUUCUCAGCGCAAGAAAAACAAAAUCUAGGACCACCAUUCAGCCGUCAGCUAAGUAACUCAAGCACUUCAAGUGUGGGUCGCCUUGGUUCCAGCCAAUCAGCAGAAAAUCUUGAACGCUUACCAAUGUACUCAGCCGGACCCCGUGUGCCAAGACCUUCGUCGUUGAGCCGCAGUUUUGCGCAGGAGUUUCAUGAAUCUGUUCUCCAAUCUACAAGACAGAAAGAGAUGCUUAGAGCUUCAGGUGACGCUGGACGAAGCCUGACGGACCUGUCCCCCCAGAGUGGGAGUUCACCCCGUGUGUUGCCAUGGCAACCAGAAGCCACAGACACCUGGCAGGGGGUGGAGAAGGUCAUGGAGGGGUACCAUAGGCACAUGCAAGCCGAGAGACUGGAGCGCCAUGUGCUGAUUGACCGAAGCAGACAUCUGAAGUCUGAGAACUCAAGGCUGAAUACAGUGGCCUCUCAGCUUAGUCAACGUGUUGAGGAGAUGUUGAGAAACAAAAGCCAACUGGAGGAGCUUCGACAGUAUAACCAGGAGAGGAUUGAUUCCAUCAAGACCUCGCUCAGGAAACUGAAAUGAUGCCGGCCAUGAUGGAUAACACGCUGCACCAUCAGAUAGAGAUAUAGCCAUCAAUUACACUUUUGUAAAGGUGAUAGUGGCUCUCUUGUCUGAAGACACUACCAAAAAAUUUUUAGUUGGCAGUGGUCACUUACUCGAGACUUGUGUAGACUAGGGGUACUAUUUAAUAGAAUUACCCAUUGUUGUUUACUUCAGGAGAAACUCAAGUGACAAAAGGAACUUUCAGGAUAAACUCAUGAUGACACUUCGGGGCGAAACUUAAAAGUUGAAGUUAAGACUGAUGCUGGCAUUUUGCAAUGAUUUUUGUUUGAACAGGCUAUGAGGUUAAAUAUGAGGCGAAGGUGACAGGUCAAAGGUCGAUGGUUGUUAUGAAUGUCCACAUUGAUUUAUGAAUUGACCAUUGCAUGCAAACUGGAGUAAAAAUCUUUGGUGAUUACCUACCGUGGACAGAUUGAUCAGCCCCUAAAAUGUUACCAGUUAUGUAUGAACUGUAGAUUGUUGCCGCAUAGAGGUUGUGUUGGCAGCAGCGGUGUCAAAGUCUACUUCAAAAACUUGGUCAUAACUCAAACUCUGUUCAAGUUAUUCAAAUGAAACUUGGUACAAAUGAUGCCAGAGACAUAUACACCUAGGCACAUCAGGGCUCAUAACUCUUGCUUUAAUAUUUGUCCAGUUAUGCCCCUUAUUUAACUGUAAAAUAAACAACUGUUGCCGCUCGCUCUUGUACAUGAUAUGAGCUUUACUAUUGCACAUAAUACUCUUUUAGCCUCAUUCAGAAAUGUAUUAAACAUUGUGCCAAGUGUGAUGUUUCAUUGAAUUUUUCAUAGUUCAUCAUAGCAUUAAAGUAUGUAUGAACAUGUUUUUAAACUGUUGUGUAUGUCAAUGACUUUCAAAUACUAGUGGCUGGAUUUUGUAAGUUUUGUGAUUAAAAGCCAUUGAUUUCUUUUAGAAGUGUAUUAAGCUAUUGUAUAUGUUGUUUUAUCUGUAAUGUGUCAAUCACACAAAAAUACUUUGUACGAUUUAUAAAACAUUAUCUAAUAUAUUAAGUGUAUCAUUAUACAGAUGUUAUAGCUUUAAAUAGAUAUCGUACAUACAUGAGCGAUGUAGUUCCGGUAAUGCUGCAUAUGUCAAUAAUAUCAGCUUUUAUCUUUUAGUGCUUAAAUUUCCUAUAUGCUAAUACAGAGCUGUGUUAGCUUUAUGUGCAUAUUUUACAUGUUUAAUCAACCACAGGAUGGCUAAAAUCGCUUGUGAUAAAUAGUAUAUCUCAAUUUGGCAUUAGAUAACACUGUAUUGAUGUUUUGUUCGUUUGAAAUACCUCACUUAUUUUUUCAGAAAAUUCCCAAAAAUACUCCAUUUUGUAAGUGACUGCUUAUGUUUGGAAAAAUUGCAAAAAAGCUGAAAAAUGCAUUAUUGUGAAGCUAUGUUGCUACAGCAACACAAACACAUGUUUAUUUUAAGUUCACUGGAGGACUGAAACAGGUGUACAGAUUGAAUAUUUUGUGGGGUAUUUCCUUCACUUUUCACGAAUAAUCCUGAAAUUGUUAAGGAUUAUCAUGGUAUUUUUAUAGGACAACAAAAAAGGAAUGAAAAAAAUGUAUUCUUAAUCGCCCACUUGUUCCGAUUUUUAUAUUUUUCUUAAUAGGGCUGUCUUUUUAAUGAUUUUUGGGGCGAAAUUUUGGAGUGAGAACUUCAGGAGUGAGAUCCCACUCCCACCAUAAAAAGUAUAUAUUUUUUCCAAUUUUGUGUCAUAAUUCUCUUUUAGGUAUCCCUGUUUAUGAAGAACUGGUUUAGGUGAAAUUGAACAGAAAUAUAUACAAAAAUAAAUGUAAUUUUUGCUUGCAAUAUACUGUCACAGGAAUACAGUAAAGUGAUUGUAGGUUUGAUACAAUAAUCACUCUGACACUUAAUUUUAGAAGGACCCUGAUGAGAAUUAUAUGUGUUUAUUCAGAGGGCCUUAGCCCCAUUCCCCUAGAGGUGAACCACAGCCCUGACUUAAGCCUAGUUGCUUAUGUUGGCAUGAUGUGCAAGAAUGUGGUCUUGCGUCGUGAUGGACCACAAACCAAUUUCAUACGAUAAGGCAAAGAAGUGAACCAGGUAUGUCAUGGUGGAAAGCCAGUAUGCUAACCACUGGGUUCACUUGGCUGCUGUUGAGUGAGGGUUAAACUCCUACAUAAAAUUUUUGGUAUUUUUUUGUAAGGAAUUGCAAAUUAAAUAAGUGAUGCUAGUAUGAGGCCAGAAAGGCGAUAUUGACUCAGUUGGUGUUAAAUAUUGAUUUUUUGGAUUUAUUCAUUUCCUGAUUGAGUAAGAUAUGACAAUUCUAGAUUAUUAAAUUUAAGCCCUAUUUUGGGGUUAUCCUACAUAUUGUGAAAUUUUAUAAGUUUUAAUUUAAGUAUCAAGUUUUUCAUUAACCGUUUGUUAAUGUAGAAAAAAAAAUGUUGUUAUAAAUAUUUUUGUUACAUUUUGUUUAUCUCUUCAAGAAACGUGUUUUUUUUUGUAAUAUUGUUCCUGUUUUUUCAAGUUAUUAGAUAGAAAGUUCCUUGUAUUUGUUUUAGACCUGUGUUGUUCAGUAUAUUGAAGGUGAUUAUGAUCAUAAAGAAAUGAAAACUAUUACAUGUUUAUUAGAAUUUUUACUAUCAAGUUGACUAUAUUUUAAUUGUCAUAUUUUUUAAGACUGUAAGUAACAGUUCGAAUUUUAUUUUAUUUCAAUAAACCAUUUACUGCAUUUUAGUUUUUGAUGGAUGCAUAUCAAUUUUGUCAUGGUAACAUUACGCGAUUGAACACCCUCGCAUUUUGGGAUUUUUUUUGGUAAUCCGAACAAAGCAAUGGCACAUUAUUAAAUUGGUUAAUCCACAUUUUAGUUUAAGUAAGGAUCUUUUUUAAUUAAAAAUUCAUGUAAUGUAAAAUAUCUGAUACAUGGGCGAUGAUUUGAGUUGUUUCAUAUAAUUAAGAACAAUAUCAUCGUAAUAUUUUUUCUUACUCAAGUAUUGAUAGUUCUAACUUAUAAAAAAUAUUCUUUUAGCUAUAAUAACAUAAUAAUAUGCAUAUUUGCAAAAAUAAAAAGGGUUGUAUUUUAAUUGUAUAAAAAAUUUAAUAAUGAUAUAUACAGAUUUUUAUGCCUUAGACAUUAUAGAACAAGGUCGAUUGAAAUAUUUAACUAGGUUUUAAUUUUUGGAUUUGUUCGCAAAUCAUACAGGUUGUAAAUUUAAAACCUUUGGAAAUAUUUAAUUUAUUGUUGUUUCCUGAGGAUUUAUAAUAGCGUUACAAACUUUAAACCUUGCUUAGUUGGUCAAAACCAAUUAAUUUAAAAAAAAAGGACCUCAUGGAAUUGAAUUAUCUUGAUUAGGAAUACCUGUUGAGGCAGUUUGCUGGAAAUCCUUUCAUGUUUAGUGCCAUAUAUUUAGUAUAUGCUCGUAGUGGUUUAGCAUUUCUAUCACAACAUUUAAAACUAUUGCCAGUAAAAUUAAUCACAUUUCAUUAACACUGUUCGUGAUCUGUUUAGAAUUAUACUUUUAAUUAAAUAGAAGUGAUUCUUUUUUUUUUUUUUCUUUUUUUUUAAAUGACUUGUAUAACUCUAUGGCCUUUUCACCAGCUACAAGUUUCAUGAGUGUAACUUUAAUUCUAUUUCUGAUGGAUCAAGAUCCAUCAAGAUCAAGUGUGGUGUUUUUACCAAUUUUAUAUUGCCAUAGCAACAACAUAUUUUGCCGACAAAAAAAUAAGAAGGGGAUCAUUUCCUCGUAAUUGUCUUCUAGCCCAUAUAAAGUUUGCAUACCGGUACUUUUUGACAUUUGGCAGGGAUAAUGUUUUUCAGGAGAGAUGAAAUUAUUUUUUUUAACUUAAUGGUGCCGUAGCAACCACAUUUUUGGUCUGACAAACAGUAAAUGUUGUUCUAUUCACACACAAAUUUUUCACUAUUUCCAUUGCCAUACCAACAAAAGUAAUAAAAUGACAUGUAUAAUGAAAAUCUCCUUUUUGCCCUCAGACCAAAGAACUAGUUUCAUUUACCCAGCUUGCAUACCACUUGAGAUAUUGCAGGACCCAUUUUUUCAGACAGAUGGACAAACGGUAUAGAGCACUAAAUCGAUGUACUAAGACACUUUGCUAUGUAAAAUAAAAUGUUGUUGAUGUUGCUAGUAAGGAUGCUUUGCUUUAAUUGUUAAAUGAUAUUUAUUCACAUGAUAUGUGUUUGUGUUUACAAAACUAUACAUAUUAUAUAUCGGUGUUCUGUGUGUUACUUAUUAAUACAUUGUAUAUUGUACCGUGAGAUACUGAAUUUGUUAUGAUCUACUUCAUCAAUAAAAUUUUAUUUCA